Papaver somniferum (opium poppy) is the source of this 771-nucleotide messenger RNA. Its product is annotated as non-classical arabinogalactan protein 31-like. NCBI's taxonomy places the organism in Eukaryota, Viridiplantae, Streptophyta, Magnoliopsida, Ranunculales, Papaveraceae. The record is from RefSeq and is a predicted model, not a curated record. The coding region runs from base 62 to 718 and encodes 218 amino acids. The transcript has 2 exons.
UCAAGUCAGUUUACAUCUCAUAGAGUACGGAAGGUAAGUUACUAGAACUAGGUAACACGAAAUGGCUUUGUGUAAGGUUCUAGUUGCAUUGGUGAUUUUGGUUUCACUUAGUUCUACUGUUAGUUCACAUUCUGUACCAAAACCACCGGUUUAUGUCGCUCCCGCUUCUCCUCCUGUUUACUCCCCAGCACCCUCUCCCAUUUAUUCUCCCGCACCCUCCCCUGUUUACGCUCCAGUUCCUUCACCAGUUGCUGCCCCCCCAACUCCGGUUGCAUCUCCACCAAAGUAUGUCAUAGAAAAGAAGUUUAUUGCUGUUCAAGGUGUCGUUUACUGCAAGUCUUGCAAGUACACUGCAUACAAUACCCUUAUGGAAGCUACAGCACUCCCUGGUGCCACGGUGAAGAUGGUAUGUCUGACGUCGGCCAAGAAGAAAAAUAAACCAGUCGUGUUGACUGCUGUCACGGACAAGAAGGGUUAUUUCUUUAUCCCACCAUCAAAGAAGGUGAGCCAUUUAGGUGCUCAAAAGAGGUGCAAAGUCUUCCUAGUUUCUCCACCAAAGAAGUCCAAAUCCAUGACUCCGACAAACAUGUACGGUGGUUUAAGUGGGGCCUACCUGAGGCCUACCAAGCCAUCUAAACCUCUUCCUUAUGCUCUUUUCACUGUGGGUCCUUUUGCUUAUGCACCGCCCCCAUGCAAAAAAUCCACAACCUUGUAUUGAAAAAUGGGUGAUUUGUUAACAAGUCGCUCAAUUUCUCUGUGUUUCUGUUAUCC